AUGGCGGCUCCCUCGGCGGAGGAUGAUGAUCCUGCAUGCGUUAAUCCGGUGUUGAGAAGCUCAAGAUGGGCAUUGCAGGAAAUCAACCUGGUGAAACUCGACGAAGAUGGCAUCACAUCUGCUGCCCGCUACAUCCAUUCCCGAAUGCACCGGGAGGCCUAUGUCCCACGCAGUUGGCGAGACCACGCCUUGCAUAUCUGCCCUGAAGAGCCGUUUUCGUGGGCGAGCCCCUCCACGCGCUCAUUCCUCGACUGGAUCUUCCUCAUCUCGUCCCUGAACUUCAGCUUCUGGUCCGAGCUGGAAGGCACCCCGAGGCGCUUUGGGAUAAAAUGGCGCGAAGGCUGGAAAUCGGACAAGCAGGUCGUCCACACAGGAUACUGGUCGCUCGUCGCUGCCGUCAAUCGAGCUUUGGAAGCGGGCCUGCCAGUAACGGAUCCCGAAUUCUACUCUUCUCCUUCCCGCUGUCCCGAUUCCAUGGUCGCGCACAUAUUCCGUAUGGCGGAACAGUCGGACGAAGGAAUUCCUUUGCUAUCCGAAAGAGUGUCCAUUCUUCGUGAGAAUGGGGAUAUCCUACGUUCGCAAUUCGAUGGGUCAUUUUACGGUUUCGUCCAAGCGUUCCGCAAGAGGUACAAUGACUGCGGCACUGCCCUCCAGCUCGUCCAGAUGGUGACGGAGACGUUUCCUUCCUUUCGUGAUGAGCAUGUGUACAACGGCCGACGAGGUUUGGUUGACCCCCGCUUUCAUCGUCACGCUGUUUUACUUAGCUCUCCCUCGCUCAUGUACAGUGCGCAUUGGAAACGCGCACAAAUCCUCGUUGCCGAGACCUGGGCCGCACUCUACCCCGCAUCUCCCUCCGACCGGCACCCAGUCUUCCCGUCCGGCCCGAAGAUCCAAGAGCUAACGAUGUUCGCCGACUACCGCGUCCCACAGAUCCUCCUCCUCGAAGCCCAUACCCCGCUGAAGAGUGGGUCGAAAGAAGAGCUGAGCAUCCGGGUGGCCAGCAUCGUUGGGGUCGAGAGGGUGAGAGAAGAGAUCGUGAAGCUCGUCCGAGCGGAAAGUAGCGGCGGAGAGCAGGCCGAGGACGCAAUCAGCAGCGUCGUCAUUGACUUUUAUCUCUGGGAUCUGGCGAAGCGGGUUGAAGGAUGUGCCGACGAGCUCGACGGGAUUCAAACGGCGCCGAUGGUUCCCGUACACAGGACUAGGUCAAUUUGGUAUUGA
Molecule: messenger RNA, 1218 nt
Organism: Epithele typhae
Lineage: Eukaryota; Fungi; Basidiomycota; Agaricomycetes; Polyporales; Epitheliaceae
Exons: 5
Coding region: 1-1218 (405 amino acids)
Source: RefSeq, a predicted model, not a curated record